AUGAUUGCCGUUCAUUACCGAAGCAUACUAGUACCCCAAAACACCCUACACAACCUCCACAGCCUUCACAUGCCGAAAUCGAACAUUGCAAAACUCAGACAGCAACCGAGAAACGCAGCAAUGGAGCCAAGAUCGUUCGAAGACAGCGGGAUCCCGAAAUAUGCGGAGUCCCUCGCAUCCAUAGCCAAGCACUGCAACGAGAAAGUCGAAAGGUUCCUCUUGACAAAGUACGAGGAUGGCUCUUUCGAGCAUCUCGCUCAGCGCGAAACCCGUCAUACGAUUGGGAUCGUCGAGGUGGCGUUUUCGAGAUACAAAAUCUCCGAACUUGCGGUCUCCUACAACGGCGGGAAGGACUGCCUCGUCCUCCUGAUCAUCCUCCUCUCGUGCUUGCACGGGCGUCCGGAAAUUGAGAGGGGGGAGGUUACAAAGAUACCAACGUUUUAUGGGACUCCGCCGGAUUCGUUUGCUGCCGUUGAGGACUUUGUCCAAAAGUCAGUACGAUGCUAUCAUUUGGCCCAGAAUAGAUACGAGACUCGCAAGAAUGAUCCGGACCAUUCAUUGAAGGCAAACUUCCAGAGAUUUCUCGACGCCAACCCGAAUACAAAGGCGAUCUUUAUCGGUACGAGGCGGACCGAUCCAUACGGCGAUAAACUAAAGUUCUUUUCUCCCACGGAUGGCGGUUGGCCCGAGUUUAUGCGCAUCCACUCCGUCGUGGAAUGGCGUUACCCGGAAAUAUGGGCAUUCACCAAGGCUAUCAAUGUGGAAUACUGCAGUCUUUACGACCAGGGGUAUACGAGCCUGGGGGGUGUUAAGGAUACCCGUCCCAAUCCAAAGCUGCAGAUACCUGGCAGCGAUGACAGAUAUCGUCCUGCAUGCGAGCUGAAAGCAGACGCAGAUGAGCGCUUAGGGCGCAAGCCCAGCUGA
This is a messenger RNA of Aspergillus calidoustus, 924 nucleotides long. NCBI's taxonomy places the organism in Eukaryota, Fungi, Ascomycota, Eurotiomycetes, Eurotiales, Aspergillaceae. The record is from the annotation of a GenBank genome assembly.